AAUAUAAAUGAAUUAAAGAAGACAGAGAUAGGGAGUAGUGAAAUAUCUCAAUCUUAUCUUUUACAAAAAUUUUAAUUAAUAAUGCGAAAACUAAGGAGUCCUUAGCAUUUAUGGUGAAAUUUUGCAUCAUUGUGAAAUUGUUAAAAAAUUCAGGUCCUGGCUGCCCUUGGCCCUCCCUCACAACGUAACCCAUCCAAUCGGCUGGGCGAUCGAAGCCUCCAUCUUUUAUAUGUUUUGUAUUUUGAUUCGAAGCCUCCAUUUUUGUUAGAGUCAAAAAUCAUCAAAUUUCUAAGAGCGACAGAUGGAGCCAACGUGGGCGUGGAAUUGAAUUCAAAGUCAUUGAAUGACGGAAUCGUCAAGCUAUUAGCAUUUGGCGGAUUAGCCGUCCGAAUUGUCAGAGUAUUUUUUAAAGUCUUCGCCAACCCUUUCCCGCAUUUGUUAAUUAAAAAAAAAAAAAAAGGAAAAUUCGCUCUACAUUUUGGCUCAUUCACUACUGUCUGACUCCCUCUCUUUGAAUUUUUACAAGUUUGAAUCAUCAACAGAUUUUUCUGCAAUGAAGAGAUACAGGAAUGGCGAGAUCUGGGACUUCGAGCACGAGGUGGCGGUGCCGACGAACAGGCAGGUGAUUUUAGGAUUGGACGGUGGAACCACUUCCACUGUUUGCGUUUGUAUUUCAAUUAUGCCUUUCUCCGACGCUCUUCCUGACCCACUUCCCCUUCUCGCCCGUGCCGUCGCCGGCUGCUCGAAUCACAACAGCGUUGGCGAAACUGUUGCCAAAGAAACAUUGGAGCAAGUUAUGGCAGAUGCGCUUUCAAAGUCUGGUUCUAAUCGAUCUGCAGUUCGAGCUGUUUGUUUAGCAGUAUCUGGUGUUAACCAUCCUACAGACCAGCAAAGAAUAUUAACCUGGCUUAGAGACAUAUUUCCCAGCCAUGUAAAGCUCUAUGUACGAAAUGAUGCUGUGGCAGCUUUGGCUAGUGGGACAAUGGGUAAGCUCCAUGGUUGUGUACUAAUUGCUGGUACAGGAACCAUUGCAUAUGGAUUCACAGAAGACGGCAGAGAAGCUCGAGCAGCUGGCGCAGGACCUGUCCUAGGAGAUUGGGGAAGUGGAUAUGGAAUAGCUGCACAGGCACUAACUGCUGUAAUUAGGGCUCAUGACGGUCGUGGUCCACAAACGAUGCUUCAAUCUACCAUUUUGCAGACCCUUGGUCUUUCUUCUGCAGAUGAACUAAUUGGGUGGACCUAUGCAGAUCCAUCCUGGGCUCGCAUUGCAGCACUUGUUCCAGUUGUUGUCUCUUGUGCAGAGGCUGGUGAUGAAGUUGCGAAUAAGAUCUUGAAAGAGGCAGUUCAAGAGUUGGCUUUAAGUGUGAAAGCUGUUGUUCAGAGACUUGGCUUGUGUGGUGAAGAUGGAAAAAACUCCUUUCCUCUUGUUAUGGUUGGCGGUGUUCUUGAAGCGAAGCAGAGGUGGGACAUAGGAAGAGAAGUCAUGGAAUUUAUCUCGAAGGACUACCCAGGGGCCCUUCCUAUUAGGCCUAAGGUAGAGCCUGCAGUUGGAGCGGCGUUGCUAGCUUGGAAUGAAUUCAUGAAAGAAUGUCUUCAGGAACCGUACAGAAGAUGAUGAUUCAGAAUUCAAUUGUACAGGACAAGGAUAAUUAAAAGGGAAACAAGCAGCUUGAAAUGAAAACUUAAGUGGCUAAGGCGUUAAGCAUAUUUUUUGGUAUACUAUUAGGCAUUGUACGAAUCGAGUAUCUGUAAGUUGAUGUCAUAUGGUAGAUUUCAUUGUUGAAGAGCUAUUCCCUGUCAAAGUGUAAACAGUAUAGAUAGAAAUUGUGAAAGAGCGGUGCAUUCUUGUAUUGUAAUGGCUAAUAUGAAGCCAAUGAUUUUUUUCAUGGGUAUUUUUUUUACACAGGAUGUUAAAGCUUAGGGAUAAGUAAAUGAGCUAUAUGUGUUGGAAUUUGAAUUUUAUAUUAA
Molecule: messenger RNA, 1968 nt
Organism: Durio zibethinus
Lineage: Eukaryota; Viridiplantae; Streptophyta; Magnoliopsida; Malvales; Malvaceae
Source: RefSeq, a predicted model, not a curated record